GACCAAUGCCGUACUUUAGAGUUCAGGCCUGGGAUGGUAUUUGCUGGCAAACGCCUUGUGAACCACAGGAUCCGUAUCAUUGAAGUCAUGGAAAAACGGUUUUGCAGAGCGCUGUGUUUCAUGGAGCCCGACUGUGUCAGCAUCAACCUUGAUAAACGAGUUGAUGGAAGUGGAAACUAUAAAUGCGAAUUGAAUAAUGUUACUCACGAAGGACACGAACAUGAGCUGAGGGAGGAAGAAAAUUCGUUUUAUCAUGCAGCAAAGAGCGCUUGUGUUAAAAACUUUUGCAAGAACAACGCUACUUGUCAAAGCGGUUUUAACGACAAAGGAUAUCGCUGUUUGUGCACUGCUGGAUUCAAAGGUCGACACUGUGACCAAGAUGUCGAUGAGUGUUCUAGCGGAUUUCACAGCUGCAGUGCUGAUGCCGUGUGCAACAAUACCAAGGGAUCAUACUAUUGUACAUGUAAACCUGGGUAUUCCGGAGAUGGAUGGUCUUGCAAUGAUAUAAACGAGUGUAUUGAGGGAAUAUCCAACUGCAGUAUCGAUGCUGUGUGCAACAAUACCAAAGGAUCCUACAACUGUACUUGUAGACCAGGAUAUUCUGGAAAUGGACAAACGUGCAAAGGUCCAUCCUUUUACACAUGUAAAGAAAUUUUCAAAAGUCAAAGGUCGACAAAGAGUCAAGUUUACCCCCUGAUGUUUGGUUCACAAAACGUUCCUGUUUACUGUCACAUGGGAAGCUUUGGAUGCGGAGAUGGAGGAUGGACUUUGGCCAUGAAGAUUGACGGCAAGAAGAAAACCUUCCAUUAUGAUUCCAAGUUUUGGAUCGACAAAAAUAUCUACAACCUUCCCGGAGGAAAGACUGGCUUUGACUCAGAGGAGACCAAAUUACCAACCUACUGGAACACACCCUUCUCCAAGAUAUGCCUCGGUAUGAAAAUCAACCAACAGCUCAGGUUUAUUGUCAUCAACAAGCAGGCAAGCUCUCUCCACUCACUGAUCGCUGAUGGAAAAUACCGCAACACUGCACUGGGUCGCAACACGUGGAAGAAGUUGAUCGGCUCGCAAUCCUCCUUACAGGCCAACUGUAACAAGGAAGGCUUCAAUGCUGCGGGCAGUUCCAAAGGCUCUUCCAAAGCAAGAAUUGGUAUUCUUGGAAAUAAUGAAAAAAACUGCGCGACCACUGAUUCCAGAAUCGGCUUUGGAACAGGAGGAUAUCAGGAUGACACCAUCACUUGUGGAAAUGAUGCAAUAAAAGGUCACACAUCAGACAAUGGAGAGAAACACAUCAAAGCUAUGGGAUAUAUCUUGGUGCAGUGACAAGGGAAUCGUUGAACCAUCCGUGACAUGUCUUUCGAGCAAUUCCCAGAGUGAACUCAAAUAUAUGUAGAUGUAGAUAUAGGGGUUAAAGCUAUUAAAAAAAAAAGUCGUUCAAAACUGA
This is a messenger RNA of Pocillopora verrucosa, 1441 nucleotides long. RefSeq lists its product as uncharacterized. Lineage: Eukaryota; Metazoa; Cnidaria; Anthozoa; Scleractinia; Pocilloporidae. Gene Ontology annotation, molecular function: calcium ion binding. The record is from RefSeq and is a predicted model, not a curated record.